AUGUCGAAUCCAGCAACUGUUUCCAGAGUUUAUAUUGGUGUAGUUGAGGAUGUUGUUAGUAAGAUGAGAGAGGAGUUUAAUAAUAAAGGUGUCGAUGAGUCUGUUCUCAAUGACCUUCAAGCGUUAUGGAAGUUAAAAUUGAUGCAAACUGGGGUUAUACGACCAGGUCAACCUGAUCAUCAUAGCGCCCCAAGAGGACCGGGUAGUGUUCCAACCCCUGUACAUGAUCUGAACGCACCUUUUGAAUCUACUUUUAAUGUUCAAGAUAAAUCUGCAGCGGAAAAUCAGAGGCCUCUUGGUGUUGAUGUCAUUGUUGCACAGGAGGAAGUCAGGGAAGAGGGACAAAAAUUUCCAUCGCAGCCCCCCGGUACCCCGACCAACGAUUUCUGCUUCUUGCCUCCAUGGAAAAGGUCAAAGGUUGAUCGUCUUCCAAGGAAAAGCACAUCAGAUGAGGGAAACCCUAAGCUAGGAAAACCAGAAGGAGAAGAGGAUGAGGAGUUGAAUGAAGAUGAUGACUUAUUGGAUGAUCUGGACCAGGAAUAUAUUGAUGAACCUCGCUUUAAUCAAUUGGUAUUGUCUCAGUUUGUAAGUGUAAGUACACAAGUCAAUACAAAGAAGAACAAAUGGAAAUGUGUGCUCAAGAAUGGCAUGGUGCACUUGAAAAACAACAGAGAUAUAUUGUUUACAGAGGCUAAGGGAGAAUUUGAUUUCUGA
Messenger RNA from Papaver somniferum (opium poppy), 714 nucleotides. Its product is annotated as transcription initiation factor IIA large subunit-like. Gene Ontology annotation, cellular component: transcription factor TFIIA complex. The transcript has a single exon. Gene Ontology annotation, biological process: transcription initiation at RNA polymerase II promoter; transcription by RNA polymerase II. NCBI's taxonomy places the organism in Eukaryota, Viridiplantae, Streptophyta, Magnoliopsida, Ranunculales, Papaveraceae. The record is from RefSeq and is a predicted model, not a curated record. Bases 1 to 714 code for a protein of 237 amino acids.